Molecule: messenger RNA, 2142 nt
Organism: Triplophysa rosa
Lineage: Eukaryota; Metazoa; Chordata; Actinopteri; Cypriniformes; Nemacheilidae
Exons: 7
Coding region: 93-1403 (436 amino acids)
Source: RefSeq, a predicted model, not a curated record
AUGAAGAAAGAUUUACACCAACCGACCACUGACAAUUCCCUGGUUCAUCUUCAUCAACAUUACAGUCACUGAACACUUUACUGAUCGUCUUUAUGAAGUCAAACACAUAUAACAACAUGAAGACCAUCUCUUCACUCUUCAUCAUCUCUUUAUUCAUCAACGGUGUGUUUACAGAUGAAGUGUCAGUGAUGGAGGGAGAUUCUGUGACUCUACACACUGAUACUGAAAUACAGAAAAUAGAUGUGAUCGAGUGGAGGUUUGGAGAUAAACAGGACUUCGCAGCGAGAUUAGAUAAAGAGAGCGAUGAGAUGCGAUUAUCUCAAGAUAAGAGAUUCAGAGACAGACUGAUGCUGAACAAUAAGACUGGAGAUCUCACCAUCACAAACAUCACAACUGAACACGCUGGACUUUUUAAAGUAGAGAUCACUGGAGGAAUGACCACAAGAAAGACAUUCAGUCUUAGAGUGUUUGGGGAUCCAGGUGAAGUGAAGUCAGUGUCAGUGAUGGAGGGAGAUUCUGUCACGCUACACACUGAUGUCAGUGAUAUGAAUAAAUAUGAUGUGAUACGCUGGAGGUUUCAACACGGAGACUCUCCUCUAGCUGAACUGGACAGAAAGUCUGGAAUCUUCUCAACACAUGAUGAUGGGAGAUUCAAAAACACACUUCAGUUGGACUUUCAGACUGGAUCUCUCACCAUCAAGAGCAUCAGAUCCAAUCACUCUGGACUUUAUGAAGUAAAUAUCGACAGCAUUAGUGGAACACACACCGUACACCAGAUAUUCACAGUUAACGUCAGUGUUAAACAGAAGACACCGUCAGUGAUAAGGGAAGGAUCUGUCACUUUAAACACUGAUACUGAGAUACAGAGACAUGAUCGGAUACAGUGGGUGUUUGUAUCUGACGACACUCUGAUAGCUGAAAUAUAUCAGCCAAGCAAUAUAUUCACUACAUAUGAUGGUGCUGAUGAGAGAUUCACAGACAGACUGAUGCUGAACAAUCAGACCGGAGAUCUCACCAUCACAAACAUCAGAUCUGAAGACUCUGGACUUUAUCAACUAAAGAUCAGCGCAAGAAGACGAUCCAUUCAGAGGAAAUUCACUGUAAAUGUCACUUUCAUUAUAUAUAUAGUUUCUGCGUCAGGAAUAUGUGGCGGUGUCCUCCUCCUGGUUAUCUCUGUUGCUGCUGUGUUUUACUGUCGCCACAGGCUUCCUAAAGCAAGAAGACAAUGGGUGAGAGAGGGACGGUCUGUCAUUCUACAUGCUGAUGUUACAGAACUACGGACAGAUGAUGUGAUCGUGUGGAGGUUUGUGCCUCAAAACACAGUCAUAGCUGAAAUCAAGGGAGGAGCACGCAAGACAUAUGAUGUUGAUGAUGGGAGAUUCAAGAACAAGCUAAAGCUUUAAUAUACUGGAUCUCUCACCAUCAGAAACAUCACAACGGAUCACUCUGGACUUUAUGAACUCAAAAGCAUCAGACAUGGAAAAACUUUCUACAAGAGAUUCAGACUGACCGUCACAGAAAGAGGAGAUUCAGUGGAGAUAUACUGAUAACUUGGCUUUGUUGAAUAAACGUGGUCAGCAGGAGGAAUAACAUGAUCAACAUUAAAAACACAUCAGCAUCACGACUCUUACACGAACAAUGAAAAACUUCCCUGUCUUUUGAUAUUAAAAAUACAUUUUGAAAUCAAGCUGUAUGUGUUAAGAAGUAACAGAACAGAGUAAAUAUAUAUAUAUAUAUAUAUAUAUAUAUAUAUUUACUGUACACAGUAUAUAUCUUUGAUUUGCAAUAAAUAUAGAGACAUUAUUAUUCAAAUGAAAUGAAAAGAAAUUCAAGUAACACACAAUAUUUUAAUGGAUCUACACAAGCUUUGAUUUGUGUUUAACCUCUAAUGUAAAUAGAUCAGAUUUUAUACAUGUUUCUAAGUGCUGACAGUGUGUAGCUAUUGCAUGUCAUAUUUACUGCCUCAUUAUUAAGCCUAAAUAUCUUGUUAAAUACAUUGCAGAGUUAUUUUCGUUUUGUUUUUAUUUUUAAUUAGUUUUAUUAAUAUUUUAAAUUAGCUUUUAUUUUAAGAUUUUUACGUUAAUUUUAGUUAAAGUUUUGGUAUAUGCUUUUGUCAUUUUAUAAUGUAUUUGUUUAUUUUCA